Molecule: messenger RNA, 3345 nt
Organism: Canariomyces notabilis
Lineage: Eukaryota; Fungi; Ascomycota; Sordariomycetes; Sordariales; Chaetomiaceae
Product: P-loop containing nucleoside triphosphate hydrolase protein
Exons: 1
Coding region: 402-3071 (889 amino acids)
Biological process (GO): translational elongation
Molecular function (GO): translation elongation factor activity; GTPase activity; GTP binding
Source: RefSeq, a predicted model, not a curated record
CCUCAACUUGAUGACUUCCAUGUUUCUCUACCUUUUACCAACUGGCCCAGAAGUCCCGUCUCUAAGCACACCAACGCAGCAGUUUUGGCAGUGCAGUCAUUCAAAAUGUUUACUCUCUAGAUUACUGACGGAUUGUCUAGAGCAUUCUGUAACUGCCCACUAGGCAUCGUCCUCCAAACUCAUUGUCGUCUUCCUUUUCUGUUCGCCCACUUAUGAUCUCCAAGAUGAUACCACGAAUACACAACCUUCUCCUUGCCAUGACUACCGACUUUGCAAUAUAUAUAGCCUGUCGAACCUGCUAACUGUGCUCUCGACACUUUGACAAUCAUCCUUUUCCAUCGGAUUGCUCUGCUCGGCAUUGCACCAGACACUAUUCCAACGCCAGUGUAUCGGGAAGUCCGAUGUCUGUUUUCACUUUUGAUCCCGACCCGCCCAGGGUCGCCUCUCCAUGGCUGAGAUCAGGAGAUUCUCGAGAAACCCACUCUUCGGAUCGGCCUGCAGUGCGGCGGGGAGCUCUUGGAUUCGGACUUCUAUCCGACUAUGGGGUGACUAAGCUGGAGCCAGAACCUCAGGAUGGGCCGACUGAGUAUAAGCUUCACUUGCUACUGAGGCCGCGCAGAAAAUAUGAAAGGAUCAGCACGGCGACUCGAAUCUCAGGAUCGACCCAGUCACGACCUCCUGCCGACCCUAAGACGCUGAAGUCGGCUCUUAUCGCCCCUGGGCCCUCCAGUUCUUCAACUCAAACCCGCCAAGAUCGACUUGAGCAUCUUACAACCCAACUUCUCUGGAGAUUGCAGCAGUCAUGCCCAUACCAUGCCGGCACUGCCGCUCCUGGGCUUGUAAUUCCACAGCUACCUGACGACAGUGUUGCGCUGAAUGCGCCUGUUAAGCUGGGCAAGUUGCUUCCCGGCUUGGAAGCAUCGAGGGGAGCGCUCUAUGAGAUUGGUGUUGCCGACGAUGGCACGCUGGCGGGCUUAACUAAGGACGAAAUGGACGAGAGCCUUACCACCCUCCGAGUCAUGGCCGCAAGCCUAGGAUGCAAUGUGGAGGUGCUCCGUAUGUUGGUUGUCGGGGACUGCGCUUGGAUUGAGCCAACCGGCUCUGAAGAUUCCUCGGGUUCGGAACCUGAGGGCGUUUGGCAGCAGGCUAAGUUGUGGGUUGCCGAAGCACUGAUUACGCCCGAUUUGCGACCCCGAGAUCCCAGCCAGACACCGACUACCUCCGGGUUGCCAGGAACGGUGCGGUUGGCCGAGGCCCUGCCUGACCCGAAGCAAGGACCUCUCACGAUCGACCAGUUGCGCGUUACGCUUACAGGGCCAACCACGUCGGGGAAAUCGACACUCCUAGGCACGCUCUCCACUGGUACUCUUGACAAUGGGCGCGGAAAGGGCCGGCUUGGCCUCCUAAAACACCUCCAUGAAGUUGCUUCUGGCAUCACAUCGUCUGUCACGCAAGAGCUCGUUGGCUACAACGACGGUGAAAUUAUCAACUAUGCCCACAGCGGUGUUGAGUCCUGGAUAGAUAUUCAUGACUUUACAAGAGAUGGCCGACUCGUCUAUCUCCUGGAUUCGGCUGGCCAUCCGCGAUACCGGCGGACCAUCCUCCGCGGUAUCGUAGGUUGGGCCCCUCACUGGACCUUGCUCUGUAUAGCGGCGGACAGCGGUGAAUUGACUUCGGCUGCUGGAGCCACAUCUACCUCGCUGGAAGUGCUGGGCCCAACCGGUGCUGAUGUCAACCUGGUUUCGGCUCAUCUUGAUCUCUGUCUCCGUCUUCGCCUUCCCCUGGUCAUCGUUAUCACAAAAUUGGAUCUGGCUAAUAAGCUGAGCGUGUCUACUACGCUCAGCAAAAUCCUCUCCAGUGUUAAAAGAGCUGGUCGAAUACCCAAAAUGGUGAAAGCGGGACCAGCGAGUAAUUCUGAUUUCAGCCGCGUGUCAGAGUCGGAUAAGGAAUCCGUCAAGGACGUACUGGACUGCAUGCUCUCGAGCGAUGAUCCAUUCUCAUUGGUCCCUAUCGUGCUUACCAGUGCAGUGGAUGGGCGAGGCGUCGGUUCGCUUCAUGCCCUGCUCCAGAGUCUUCCGCUGCCUCCUACGCCGACCUCACACGACUACAUCGGUGCGGCGCUGAAUCCAGAGCAGCCGGCUUGCCUGUUCCAUAUCGAAGACAAAUUCAGCCUCCCCGCUUCCUACGCCCUAGCAACAAGUGACGCCGACCAGCAAACCGACCAUGGGACUGUGGUUGCGGGCUAUUUACGGUUCGGCAGCCUGUCGAUCGGCGACAAGGUAGUAGUGGGUCCGUUCCCAUCCGGCGACGACGACUCUCACGGGGCGACUCCUGAGGAGCGGUCAUCCGGCGGAAUUGUCGGUAGCUAUGGCCUCUCAGUAUCCCACCCAUCCUCGGCAGAACUCAGCCGCGCCGCCUCGAGGAGCACCGUCUCCGCGUCAGCCAUCAAGGGCGAGUGGCACACGGCAUCCAUCGUCAGCAUCCGCAACCUCCGCCUGCCCGUGCAGACACUCACGGCGGGCCAGGUUGGGUCCAUCGGGAUGGUGUUCGACCAGUCCAACCAGGGGGAUCUCGCCAUCUCUCGCUCCGCCGGCCGUUCGCCGAUGACGACAACGACUACGACGCCUAGGCUGCGCAAAGGCAUGGUGCUGGCCGUGCCUAGUCAGCACAUGGUCUCGUCAGGCUUGUCUCUGCAGGCUGUCAGCGGGCUGACGGCCGUGUUCGACCAGGAUAAUCAGGGGGCCGCCUCGCUGUCGCUUGGCUGCCUGGUCAACAUAUACGUGGCAAGUGUUCGCUCGGCCGCGAGGGUCCUGCGUGUCUCGAGAGUCAAGUCGGAGGAUAGUGGCGGCGGGGGUCGGGUGCCUGGGGACGAGAUUGAUGACCUCUUUGGUCCAGCGGAGGAUAUGGAGGUGCAGGAUGCAGAUAUGAGCUGCGUCGAGGUGCAGCUGGAGUUGUUGUCAACGCGCGAAUGGAUCGAACUGGGGUCGCGGAUCCUGAUUCUUGAAGGUGGGAGCAAAGACAAGUCGGGGUUGGAAGGCUUUGUGGGUAAAGUGGUUGAGAUUGCCGAAUGAGGAUGAGCUUCUGGGGGUUGUUUUGAUAUUUUUGUUUCCUUUCCCCUUUUUCCUCUUGCCUACGUUUAUGCCUCUCUGCCUUGCAUAUAUCUGGCUUCUGAUUUUCAAUUGUUUUCCUGCUGAUCUGGUUAUUUCACAGUCUUUUCUGGACUAUAUAUCCAUCUGCAUGGUAUUGGGUAGAUGGAGGUCUUUGAACUCGAUAUCUUGCCAUAUUUCUAUCAAUUAGAAAUAGACAAACACUCAACUUAUUGACAAUACGACACUGACGCCUUAC